Mucor velutinosus is the source of this 1119-nucleotide messenger RNA. RefSeq lists its product as uncharacterized. The transcript is spliced from 4 exons. Gene Ontology annotation, cellular component: nucleus. Bases 1 to 1119 code for a protein of 372 amino acids. NCBI's taxonomy places the organism in Eukaryota, Fungi, Mucoromycota, Mucoromycetes, Mucorales, Mucoraceae. Gene Ontology annotation, molecular function: DNA binding. The record is from RefSeq and is a predicted model, not a curated record.
AUGCGCUUUCCUAAUCUGACGCAAAUGCAACUCGGUCAAUGGGCUCAAAAGGAAUUCAACCUUCAUCACUCAAUCAAGCAAAAAAAAACUGUAUCGAACGUCUUGAAUUCACAGGAAAAGGUGACCAAAGCUUACGAAGGAGGAAAUUUGAAGGGAAAAAGCAGCAGAGCCUUGACGAUGCCACAAUUGGACAAUGACAUUUUGGAGUACAUUCAAGCUAUGAAUGCAAAAUCACUUCCUGUCAAUUGUGGAACUAUUGCAGCUUUUGCAAAAAGAAUUGGUGUCAAGUCAAGACAUUUAUAUGGUGAAAAAAGCUCAAUCGACUUGACAUCAUCUAAUAUUGUCGAAGAACUCAGAAAGAUUGAAGAAUUGUUGGAGCCAUAUGAUUCCAAGGAUAUUCUCAACUUUGAUGAAACUGGCUUAUACUACGAGCAACAACCAACUCGCACCAUUUGUCAGGAACCUUUAGAUGGAUCAAAGAAAAGCAAGAACCGAUUCACAGUUGGACUAAUCACCAACUAUGAUGGAUCCUAUAAAGGGCACCCCAUUGUAAUUGGGAAACGAAAGACACCAAAGGCAGCAAACAAAAAACCUGCUUUGAAGUACGUAAAACGUUUGAAUGCGUCUUUCGUUUACGCCGGAAGAAAAGUUGCUCUCUUGGUUGACAAUGCUUCAGUGCAUAAAUUGAAAGAAGAAUUCAGCAACAUUAAGUUGAUUUUCCUUCCAGCAAAUACAACAAGCAAGUUGCAGCCUUUGGAUGCCGGAAUCAUUGCGAACUUCAAGGCUCAGUUUCGUUGGCACCAAUACUACAGGGCAGUGAACAAGUAUCUUGCUGGGGUAAGCCUUGAUCUUACCGAGGAAUACAGAAUGGAUGAGGUGGAUGCUCUGUAUUUUCUUGCUGAUUCUUGGAUCAAAGUUAAGCCUCAAACAAUCCAAAAUUGCUGGGAUCAUACGAAGAUCCUUGAUUUUAAGUUUGCUCAGAGACAGAGAGUCGACUCGGAGGAUGUACUCCCAUCUUUCGAGCUACCUUUAGACGAUGAUCUAGUCAGGCAGUUGAACGAAAUCAUCCCUGAACUUCCUGGAAACAGAAGUAAUGAUGGGGGUUCAAUUGGUAAAUGA